GAAAAUAGAGCAGAGUGAAGAAUGAGAGGGAGAGGGGGAGAGGGUGAAGGACGUGCUGUCUGGAAGCUGAUUGGCCACUUGACAGGCGCUGUUGAUUCAGGCGCCCACCGCGCAAAAAGAUAAGAUAAAGGCCAUAUAAAAUAAGGGAGAUGCGCAUCCAUCCUUCACUGUCAGCUGCACAUAUACAGUGUCUGCUGCCUCCAGCUACAAGAGAGGAUUAACAAGGACGACUGGCUGCCUCUUCAUCCGAGCAUCACCUGUCAAGAUGUCUCCUAAAGUGCGGUGCGCCCCCAGUGACCUGCGCACAUCCAGAGGCGCAGUGACGCUCGGCAGGUUUUCUGUUCGCAGCGUCGCGAAUGAAGCCGGUGACACCUCGGAAGACUCCAGUGAAACUUUCCCUCUAAAACCACCGACUUUCCUGGGAGGGGAAAACCUAAAACUCAGAACCAGGUGUGAGAAGUCCGGCAGGCGCAGGAUGAAGGCAAACGACAGAGAGCGCCACCGGAUGCACAACCUGAACUCCGCUCUGGACGCGCUCAGGAGCAUCCUGCCGGCACUGCCCGAAGACACCAAGCUGACCAAGAUCGAAACUCUACGCUUUGCCCACAACUACAUCUGGGCUCUGACCGAGACUCUGCGCAUGGCCGACCAACGCGGGCACCCGCCGGAGUACCUGCCGGUGGGGUCGGAUCUGAGCAGCCCGAUGAGUGUCUCAUCUGCGGAGUGGGACUCAGCGUCGUCCCCUGGUUGUGUGACCUCCGCUGACUGUUACACAUCAGCUCAUGAGGUGAACUGUAAGAUUAUAUCAGACCAGUCCAGUGUUAUCCCCGUUACCUUUUAUUUCACCUCAUUCUGUGGUGGGAAUGAUCUCAAGAACACUUGGCACUGAUCACUAAUAACGAUGUCCACCUUUAUCUGCCCACAUGUCCAGAGCUGCUCUCUGUGGGCUGAACCUUUAAAGCACAUUGGACACAGACAGAUGAUGUCAGAGGAAGGUCAAAAACACCUGCAGUGACAUCACUGACUGAAUCCUAAUUGGCCAGAAAGGUAACCAAGCUUCCGCCCAUGCAGAGCAGUGCAGCAGCAUUGUCUACCUUCAGUGUCCAUUGAUUUGUUUAAAGCGCUUAAAAGAGUCACAAACCAGAAUCUGAUCACCUCUCCAAAGGAAGCCAUAACUGUAAGUUGGGAAAUUUCAUCACCGUGUUGCACUCAAUCAAUUGCACUCUUUCACAAAAAAAAAAAAACAAAAAAAAAACCACGAAGCACAA
Molecule: messenger RNA, 1268 nt
Organism: Dicentrarchus labrax (European seabass)
Lineage: Eukaryota; Metazoa; Chordata; Actinopteri; Moronidae
Gene: neurog3
Product: neurogenin 3
Exons: 2
Coding region: 266-889 (207 amino acids)
Molecular function (GO): protein dimerization activity
Source: RefSeq, a predicted model, not a curated record